This is a messenger RNA of Fusarium tjaetaba, 1143 nucleotides long. RefSeq lists its product as uncharacterized. NCBI's taxonomy places the organism in Eukaryota, Fungi, Ascomycota, Sordariomycetes, Hypocreales, Nectriaceae. The transcript is spliced from 4 exons. Bases 1 to 1143 code for a protein of 380 amino acids. The record is from RefSeq and is a predicted model, not a curated record.
AUGGCUGGACUCCAACCUAAUAUUUGGGCUGGUGUUGCGAUCCCAUGGAUCGCGGCCUUGACGUCCCUCAUUCUUCGCGUCUGCGCUCGGCGCAUGACCAAGAUGAGCUGGUGGUUUGACGAUUACUUCACCAUCCUGGCAUUUCUCUUCGCGACGGGGUAUUGUGGUAUCAUGGUUGAAUGGACGCUGCAUGCAUAUCUCGGAGUGAAUAUUCCCGACUCAAUGCCGACCGGUGAACGUGAGGCAGUUUUACAACGAGCACGAUUUUUGGCCUACUUCAACUCCCUCUGCUACGCGUCAUCAAUUGCUUGUUCCAAGCUCGCGAUUUUAUGUCUGUAUUGGCGCUUGUUUCGCAUUUCAUCCAUUCGCAUUCCGAUUAUGGUCAUGCUUGUUAUGGUGGUCAUCUGGAUUAUACUCCGAACCUUCAUGCUCACAUUCCGUUGCGUUCCUGUCCAGUCCCUUUGGGACUAUACCAUUACGGACAAGGUCUGUAACAUCAAUAGCGACCAGUUCUUCUUGGGAACCAUCACGACCCAUUUUAUCAUGGACAUUAUCAUUCUGGUCUUGCCCAUUAUUGAAGUCUUCAGACUUAGACUCAAGACGGGUCAAAAACUGGCAAUCGGUGCUCUAUUCCUUCUCGGUACCAUUGUAUGCAUUGCAUCAAUGUUUGUGCUCAUUGUGCUGGUCAACUACCCCGAUAACACAACCCAGAUGCCUCACGACUAUGCCAUGUUCUGUAUUCUGGGAUCUGUUGAAGUCAAUAUCGCUAUUGUCUCUGCAUGCUUCCCUUUGCUGCGUCCAAUCUUUAUCCAUAUUCUCCCGUCCAGCCUCCUCAGUUCAUAUGGGAAAAGCAGCCAACCUAUCAGCCGACCGAGCAAUGCUAUCAAGUUCACGACACUUAUUCGGACAAACAAAGACCGUGACGCUGAUGAAACAAGCUCAACGCAUCAAUUGGCCGAUGUUGAGAACGGACUGCAUUAUCAUUCUGGUGACUCGCAACGGAACGAAGGAGUGCAUACUAUGAUCUCGAGUGAACAGUCUGGUUCUGGCCCGGAAUUUGACACGGCGGGAAUACACGUGCGAAACGACACGGUCGUGGAGAUUAAGCAAGUUGAAAGCAAAGGCUUUUAUCGUCUUGAGUAA